GAAGUUCGCAGCAGCAGCAGCGCGAGUAGACGAGCCGAGUGGAGCCGAGCGGAACCGGCGCGCAGCGGGACCCUGCGGAACUCCCGGAACUUCCCGAGAGGAGGCGCUGCUACCUGCACAGGGACUAAGUAACAAGGGGAAGGGACACAAUAAUAAGAGACGGUAUUUGUGGGAGUUUUAAUUUUUUUUAUUUUUAGAAGAUGCCCAGUAAAAAAAAGAAAUACAACGCUCGGUUUCCACCGGCGAGGAUAAAGAAGAUCAUGCAGACGGAUGAGGAAAUUGGCAAAGUGGCGGCUGCGGUUCCAGUCAUCAUCUCACGGGCGCUAGAACUCUUUCUGGAAUCUCUUCUGACAAAAGCCUGCCAAGUCACACAGUCACGGAAUGCAAAAACCAUGACAACGUCACAUCUAAAGCAUUGCAUUGAGUUGGAGCAACAGUUUGACUUUCUGAAGGACCUGGUGGCAGCUGUGCCAGACAUGCAGGGUGAUUCUGAGGACAACCACACAGAAGGAGGGGAGAAGGUGUCUCGCCGAGGACGAAAGCCUGGAUCAGGCCGCAAGAAUGGGGGUGCCAGCACUAAAGGAAAAGAUAAGAAGCAGUCAGGGACUGAGUCGGAACAGGAGGAGGACUCAGAAGACAGUGAGACAGAAGGUGAGGAGGAGGAUGGCUCUCGGUCAAGCUCAAACAUGCAGGCUGCUACCCGAUUCCAAGGCGUCAGUGUGCCCUCGCCAUACGUCCACAUGGGUGCAACACAGGGAGGCCUGGGAACACCACUGAGUUUUGUCCCAGCACCCUCACUGCUGGGCUCAGCACCCCCUCCACCUGCCUGCCUGUCUGGUGACAAUGAUGAAGAUGAUGAAGAUUAUGACUCCUAGCUCCACCCACUUUUUAACUUUCUACUUUUUGUUUUAUUUUAUUAGGUUUGGGGUCGGGGAAGAGACUCAGUCUUGGCCCUCGCUGAGGGAAAACCUAUUACUCAAAUAGAAAGCGUUGACACCAGCGCCAAAGAAGGAUACCAGUUUGUAUAUUAUGUGUUUUACCGUUCUCCUUUUUUAUUGUGGAGAAAAUGUCUUUCUUUUUUUAUUGACAAACUUACUCCUUUUGGGUGCCCCAUUUUUUUCCACAGAAAUAGUAAACAUUGUUUUAAAUGGGCUCCAAAGAUAGCACAGUUAUGUCAGGUGCCCCUUGUAGAAUGCCGUUAGCUUUUCCCUGUAUGUUUCCUCACUAGUCCUCCAUUCAGAUCAAGAAUGAAAACUACACUCCAGUUGUUCUCCAUCAUAGGCAAUAUUUAAUUAUUUCUGAAAUUACCAUUUAUCUCAAGGGUAUGGAAAUGCAUGUCAGCAUUUUCAAAUCUUUGAGCUUGCAAGCUUGAGUUAAUUGCAGUUAUUUUAAUAGACAAGAGCACAAAUAAUUUUUGAGUUGGUGAAUGGUGUUUAACAGUUCUUUCUUUUUAGUGAUUUGCAAAGAUUAGAGAACAACAGUGGUGCAAGUAAAGGCCCGUUUAUCCCCCUGGUUUGGAAUAUUAGAAAAAGAUUAUUACUGUAAAGUUCAAGUGACAUGAAAGUGAAUGGAUGGGGAGGAGGGUACUUUCAGCAGCUCUUUCACUUUUUCUGGUUCUGUAGAGUUUGCAAAGGAAGAGGGGAUGGGGGAGUUUUUAAUUGUCGAUUGUAAGCGCUUUAUACUGUCGUUUCAAAGGUUCCCUUUUAUUUAAUUUUAGUAACGUAACAUUUCACACAAUACUACCAGUAAAGUUUAUAUUUUAUUUUGGACUUGUAGUGAGGAUCUGAGGACUUCAGUCUUUUUCAUGGAAGAUGUAUUAUCAGUGCAAUGUGUUUAAAAAUACACAGUAUUUUCCCUCAACCUGUUUUUUUUGCAUCUUAAUGUCCCCAAACAUGCCCAUAAUCUUCAUAAGUCCAAUUAGGUUACAUAGGAUAGGUCAGCUGUCUUUUGUGUAAUUUCAGGUAUCUUUAUAUACUCAGAUAAUACUUUUAUAAGCUUGAUAGAAUCGCAAAUCCACUCAUUUAAUUUACACAAAAUCACAGAAUAAGACCUUGAACACUUACCAUCAUAAAUCCCAUUAAUUGGCUCUCAUAUCAAUAAUGUUACAUUACAACUCCUGACCCAAGGCAAAAUGGCAGUACUGAUGCUGCAAUACUGAAAUCUGACUUGAAA
Scleropages formosus (Asian bonytongue) is the source of this 2172-nucleotide messenger RNA. It is a transcript of the gene drap1, whose product is annotated as DR1-associated protein 1 (negative cofactor 2 alpha). Gene Ontology annotation, cellular component: nucleus; negative cofactor 2 complex. Gene Ontology annotation, biological process: transcription by RNA polymerase II. The transcript has 7 exons. Lineage: Eukaryota; Metazoa; Chordata; Actinopteri; Osteoglossiformes; Osteoglossidae. The record is from RefSeq and is a predicted model, not a curated record. The coding region runs from base 201 to 875 and encodes 224 amino acids. Gene Ontology annotation, molecular function: RNA polymerase II general transcription initiation factor activity; protein heterodimerization activity; core promoter sequence-specific DNA binding.